AUGUCUCAGACCGAUCAUACCAACGACUCCCAUAGUGCGGAAAUGGAUCCCGCCAAAGGUGCCACGGAAUACUCUACAAUUGCCCCGACCACCUCAGCCUCAGCUGACACCGACAUCACCAAGCCUGCUGUCUUUGAUAGCUACGAUGUUCGAGGGGCGACUUGGUACCAACGUGCUUGCGCUGAAGCUUCGCACGACAAGGCCGCUGCCUCGUCUGCCAAAGCCGACGUCAAUCGUAUUGGUGGUGUCGCAGUUAUGAGAACCAUCCUCACCAAGGCAACUCGUAUGUGGGACAAUGGAAGCACCCUAACUUACACCUUCCUGGGCCCAAAGGCCGGGAACACUAUUCAACAGAACAAAGUCAAAAAAGUUGUCCAAGAGUGGGAAAGGUAUGCCAACUUUAACUUCACCUUCGUCCCCACUGGCAAUGCUACCGUUCGUAUCACCUUUGAUCCCAACUUGGGUUCUUGGUCGUACGUCGGAAAUGAAAUUAGCCUCGUCAAUGUCAACAAUCCCACGAUGAACCUGGGUUGGAUAGGGGACCACUCUACCAUCAUUACUGCAGAGGAAAGGGGCGUCAUUUUGCACGAGUUCGGUCACACCCUUGGCCUCAUGCACGAACACCAAUCUCCUAUCCACGGUGGUACCAUCACCUUGAAAGAAUCUGCUGUUAUUGACUUUUACAAGAAGACCCACGGUUGGGAGGAGCGAGAAGUCCGUGAGCAGAUUUUGAGCGUGUACAACGUUAGCGGCGUUGGUAACUUUUCUGCACCCGAUGUCAAGUCAAUUAUGGCGUCCUUCAUGCCAGCUGAUAUGAACAAGCAGAAUCGGGAGAUUAAGCCCAACAAUGUUCUCUCCGAAACUGACAAAGCAUUCAUGACGAUUAACUAUCCACAUCCGACCAAUCACCCUAUCGCUGACUCCAUCUGGACCAUGAAUCAUGCACUGGAUGUCGCGGGCGUUGAUCCUGAGACCAAAUCAAAGAUCAUCGAAAGUUACGAAUUGUCGGAGUGGGCCGAAGUCAGGUAUCUAUUUAGCGGUUUCUGUACCACCGCCUGCCGUGCCGGCAGCAUUAAGCGUCUCCAAGUUGUUGAAAGGUCAAAUGGCGUUGUUGACGGUCCCUCAGUGUCCAAAGUUCAUGCAAGCACAACUGGCGCCGUUGACUUCCCCACGGCAUCCGCAUUGGCGCCCUCGGCAGUGUCCCAAGUUAUUUCAAGCCCAAAUGGCUUCUUUGACGUCCCCUCGGCAGCGUCCAAUGUUAUUCCAGGCACAAGUAGCGUCUUUGACGACCCCUCGGCAGUGUCCAAUGUUAUUCCCAGCACAAAUGGAUUCUUUGACGUCCCCUCGGCAGUGUCCAAUGUUACAAAUGGGUUCUUUGACGUCGCCUCGACUGUGGCCAACGUUAUCCCAAGCACAAAUGGAUUCUUUGACGUCCCCUCGGCAGUGUCCAAUGUUAUUCCAAGUACAAAUGGCGUCUUUGAUGUCCCCUCAGCAGCGUCUAGUGUUUUUUCAGGCAUGAAAGGCGUCUUUGACGUUCCCUCAGCGGUGUCCCAAGUUAUUGCAAGCACAAAUGGCGUUGUUGACGUUCCCUCAGCAGUGUCCGAUGUUAUUGCACGCACAAAUGGCUUCUUUGACGUCCCCUCAGCGGCGUCCCAAGCUAUCGAAAGCGCAAACGGCGUCGUUGACGUCCCCUCGGCAGUGUCCAAUGUGAUUGCAAGUACAAAUGGCUUCUUUGACGUCGCCUCGGCAGUGUCCAACAUUAUUCCAAGCACAAAUGGCGUCUUUGACGUCCCCUCAGCAGUUUCAAAUGUUUUUGCGAGCACAAAUGGCGUCGUUGACGUCCCUUCGGCAUCCGUAGUGUCCAGCAAUCGUCAUUAUUCUCACCCUGCGCACGGACUGGAUGUGCCAACUGCAGCCAAAGCGGCGUUCACUGCCUCGAGCGUUUCUCAGGGAAAGUUCUUUGAAGUUAUCGUCAACAGCCUCAAACAAGUCUUCCCACCCACGACUGGCCAAUGCUUCGCUUUCCAGUUCCCUGCUCGCUUCCUGCAGAAAGACUUGUAUGCUUGGGACACAUCUGCAGCCGGAAUUUACGGACAGUUCGUCAAGCCAGUCGCCGUCAACGAGAGUGAAUUCCGUCUCGUCGAUCAGCUGUAUAACGUGGGCGAAGUGGUUGGUGCUUCCAACGGACAAAACCUGUCCGUCUGCUACGAGCAGGUACUCAAUAACUUGGUGCCUGGCCAUGAGAACGACUAUCGUAUCAUCGCCAGGCAACAGGCCCAAAUUCGUCGUUGGCUUAUGAAGGAAGUCCCUGCCACAGGUUGGGUCAAGAACCUUAUCGAGUCGCAACAGAAUCGGUCUGUUCCAUUGUCUGCCGCGGUUGGUAGCACGGUCACAAGUCCUUAUGGCGAACCCGUACCGCAGUUUGCAGUGGCUAACAGGCUUUCGGAGGAUGGUAAAGUCAACCGCAUGGAGCUCGCAGAGGCGCUCAUGGAGGAGUACCUAUCCGCGAAACAAGUCUGGGAGUUGGAACGUGAUACCAUGAUCAAGAACGCGCGGGCCAAGGAUGAAAAUGUGGACGACAUCACGCGCAAGCUGGCGCACAUCACAGCCGUUCGAGAGGCCCAGCUCGCCGCCAAACACGCUGAUGCCGUCGUUCGCGGUUAUUCUCGCACCAUCCGCCAGUAUCUUGGCUAUAUGGACAUUAAAAGUCCAUCCGAAAUGCUGCAAGACGCCAAGGACGGACUUCGCGAGGCUGUCACCAGUUCCUUGGAUGGCGCCAUGAAUAUCUAUCCCGUGCAGCUGUCGCCCAUCGAUUGGUUCCAAGGUCUCUCUUCAUCGUUCACGAUAGAGGAUCUCACAUCGGAUCCGAAAAUUAUCCUCCAGCAAAUUAACGCCAAAUCUAAGCUUCUGGAUCUGCUUCAAUCUCGCUUAGCUGCGCUGCAAUUCUCUCCCAAGAACGACUUGAAAGCGUUAAAGUUGGCGGCCGAACAAGCUCAGUCCGAGUACAGCAAGUGUCAGUCCAAUCUUCAAACAACGUACUCCAGCAACGUCCUCUCACUCGCACAAAGCUUCGUAUCCGCUGCUAACGAGUUCCAGUCCAGUCUCUUCGUUACCCAAGCGAAGCUUUUCGGAAUUGCUGAAAGUGCAUUCAACGGCAUCGAAGAUUCUAUGAAGAAGGCUACUGCUGCUCAUGACGCAGUUAACAGUGCCUCUCGAGCGUAUUCUCAGGCGCUAUCGGCAGUGACUCUGGCCGAGGCAACGGAUACCUCGCAAGAGAUCACUAGCAUUACACUACAAAUCGAUGCUGUUCGAAAGGAGAUCACGGAGCUCACCACUCGGGUUCAGGUCUUGAGCGCCAGCCCAGCCACCCCUGAGUAUACUCGGAUACUUGCAGAUUUUCCUUUUUUCCCACCACAUCACAGUGGCACGGCUGGAGGUGGCAGGUGGCAGGAGAUCACUUUGACUCAUGAAACGUCGGUCAUCCACCAAGCAUCCACCACCCAAGUUAGCUCCUCGGUUUCUGGUUCCGAUGUAAGCUUCUUCUGGGGUUCCAGGGGGCAAACCUCCACCUCGUUUGCAGAGGACUUGGCUUCGUCAAGUAGCGAGUCGUUCAAGGUUGACAUCGGGUUCCGAGCCACGAUGGUUACCGUUGAUCGUGGUGGAUGGUUCCAGCCUCAGUUCUUCAAGCAAACGAGCGGAUUCUGUCACAUCGACAAGAAGAUCUUCGCGUCGAAGUGGCCUGAAGGUAUCAAUAGCAUGGAAGACCUCGAAAACGCGACGCCGGCUCAAUGGGAAGAGCUGAACAAAGGCCUUUUCCCCGCGUAUCCGGUCGGGUUCAUCAUCUGCAAGGACAUUACAAUCAAAGUCAACAUGAGCACUGAACAACUCAGGAAGUACUCGAAAGAGUUUGAGGAAUCUGUUCAAUCCGCCAGUGGCAUCUUCUGUUGGUCGAACAGCGGAAUCUCACACUCUAAGGUUUCGGAGAGAGGAGCAGACAUUCUUUCCGCCAGCGACGGCGUCGUCAUCCGUAUCCCUGGUCCACAGAUCCUGGGGUACAUGCUCCAAUACGUCGAUAACGACUUGAGUCAAGAUCUCAAAGCCAAUCUCCCAGAUAACUUCCUUAUCUCUGACGAGGAUUAUGAAGCUGGCUUUGACAAAAUCGACAACUCACCUACAGUACUUGGAGCAGCUCAUGCGUUGGCUUCCCCUGUCGUGAAUUUAUACACCGACAUCCCGGCAGCAGCCACUGCUAUUUCUCCGCUCAAGGACGUUUCUCCGCCUGAGGAAGUUUCUCCUCUCAAGGAAGUUUACCUUCUUGAAGAAGUUUCCCUCCCCAAGGAAGUUCUUCCUCUCGAAGAAGUUUCUCUCAAGGAGGUUUUUCCUCCCAAGGUCGUUUCUCCUCUUGAGCAAGAACCCGUCUACUCUAGCGGCUACUACUUCGCCCCUAAGCUGCGGGUCUAGUCGACCUGCUCCUCACUAACUUCCAUUCGCAGGUCCCAAGAGUUAUAUGCCCCGGGUAUUCAUGUUUUCUUUUAUUCCCAGUAUUUCCAUCUGUAUAUAUUGCUAGCGUCUCGGACUCCUCGUUGUUACGUGUUUCGGACUCCCUGUUUGCUACUUAUGCCUAUGUAUAUCUCGGACCCCUUCAAUCGCUCCCCAUCACCCUCGUACUCUUCAGCGUCUCAAUCUUAUCAGCUUCGUGGUUGCCAUAACACCACCUAUAUAUACGCCAUACAUCUUAUGCCAUUUGAUUUUUGACCUU
Molecule: messenger RNA, 4759 nt
Organism: Laccaria bicolor S238N-H82
Lineage: Eukaryota; Fungi; Basidiomycota; Agaricomycetes; Agaricales; Hydnangiaceae
Exons: 6
Coding region: 1-4461 (1486 amino acids)
Biological process (GO): proteolysis
Molecular function (GO): metalloendopeptidase activity; zinc ion binding
Source: RefSeq, a predicted model, not a curated record